CGAAGCGCCCUCCUUUACUUCGUCGCCCAUCAUUCGCAUCUAACUUCAUUGUAGCGGAUUGCACGUUUCGUGUCUUCAAGACUUAAAAAUGCGUUACGUCGCCGCUUACCUGCUCGCUGCUUUGGGAGGCAAUGAAGCCCCUACUGCUGAAAACAUCGAAAAGAUCCUCAGCUCUGUUGGUAUUGAGGCUGAAGCUGACAAGCUCAAGAAAGUCAUCGCUGAGCUCAAGGGAAAGGACCUCCAGACCUUGAUUGCUGAAGGCCAAACCAAGCUUGCAUCUAUGCCAGCUGGUGGUGGUGCCCCUGCUGCUGCCGCCGCCGCUCCGGCUGGUGGUGCUGCUCCCGCCAAGGCUGAGGAGAAGAAGGAAGAGAAGAAAAAGGAGGAAUCCGAAGAAGAGGAUGAUGACAUGGGUUUCGGUCUCUUCGACUAAGCCCUUCAUUUCAGUAUUUCUAACUGUUUAACGGCUGUGGGAAAUACAUUUUGAAAUGUCAA
Messenger RNA from Daphnia carinata, 492 nucleotides. It is a transcript of the gene RpLP2, whose product is annotated as large ribosomal subunit protein P2-like. Gene Ontology annotation, molecular function: structural constituent of ribosome. The record is from RefSeq and is a predicted model, not a curated record. The coding region runs from base 89 to 430 and encodes 113 amino acids. The transcript has 4 exons. Gene Ontology annotation, cellular component: cytosolic large ribosomal subunit; ribosome. Gene Ontology annotation, biological process: cytoplasmic translational elongation. NCBI's taxonomy places the organism in Eukaryota, Metazoa, Arthropoda, Branchiopoda, Diplostraca, Daphniidae.